AACUUGUGUGUGUUUCUACCUUGCGAGCGAGUCAUACACACUAGGGGAUUAGUCUCGCUUCGAUGAGGACACCUCCAGAUUUGAGAGUGAGUGUUAGAUAGUCAAUGCAGCAGCCUAAACGUGGGGAAUUUAUUCAAUAUCCUCUUUAAACUCAACAAACUCUCUUUUGCGAAGAGAUUGAAAUUUCGGAGCACGAGCAGUUUAUUGGAGACGAAAAAACAACGCUUAUUUUAUGUGGAAUUGUUGUGCCCUUUCUUAUGGAAAGCCCUGGGAAGAUGCAGAAGUCGCUAUCCUACGCGUAUUCUAUGAUGCUACGAAGAAGAUGGUUUUAUGAAGAACAGCAGGUUAUCAAUGCGAGAGAGGGUGGAAAUCCUGUUCAGGAAAUUUCAAGGAUCGCUGUAAACGGUAUGCGCAAAUUUUAUUUGAACUCUUAUUUAUUUUUUAAUUAGUUAUUCCUCUUGUUAAUAUCAAUACAAUAUUUAUAUUUGUUUCUUCAAAAUUAAGAAAAGCAUCUUAGAUAAUAAAUCUAAUAAAUAAUAUUGCUGUGAACGUUCCUAAUUAUUAUAAAUUAAGUGAAGAAUUCAACUAAGACGAUAAGCCCAGUAACAUACAUCAAUUGCCAUCACUAUUCCGUGUGGAAUUGUUCUGCCCUUUCUUAUGAAAAGCCCUGCGAAGAUUCAGAAGUCGCUAUCCUACGCGUAUUCUAUGAUUCUACGAAGAAGAUGGUUUUACGAAGAACUGCCGGCUGUCAAUGCAAGAUCAGGCUUUUUAAGAGGUUGCAAUUCCUUGUGACUCAAAAUUUCGCUUCAUAGCAUCACUAUAACGGCCGGGCAAAUUUUGCAUCGAGAAAUCUUUUCUGUAAGAAGCUAUUUUGUUUUAUCAUAACAAUUUAAUAAGGUGUACUAUAUUUUUGAUUUAUUAUUUUGCUCCCUUCUUACGUUUUCAGCCUGAUUGAGAGCGCUCGUUAAUAGCGCUAUCAAAAUGAGUAAACCUACUCCUACAACUGGCCUUUCGAGCCUGCCCCUCGAUCUACUUAUACGCUACAUCGAUAACGUUUUGUCGGGUAUCAUUAACCAGGGCUUGGGCUGCAAAAUAAUUGACAGUGGAACAGAGCUAAGGGAUUUAGUACAACCUGUUGCCUCAGACUUUUCUAAAUUGUUUGAUGGCAUUUCAGAUGCUGCAAAAAUGUUCUCGGAUCAGAAAUUCUUGAAAUCCCAGCUUUCUACCGAGGCACAUUCAGUGGCAGUAGACGUAUUGAAAGGACUGGGGAAUGCACACUGGGUUGCAGUGGGGCUUUUGGCGAUAGCUAAUGUUUUAGAAAGAUUCGACAAUAUUUCUGCAAAUGACAGAGAAUGCAUAGACCUUCUUAAAGCUAUGCUUAAGCUGGGUAAAUACUUGAAACAGAUGAAAGAUAUCAGUGCUGAUUUGCACAAAGAGACUUCAGAAUGUAUGAGCGAAGCUGUCAAAUUGAUAGUUUCUGGUGCGAUUUUGUGUUGUUCCUUUAUCACAUCGAAUAAACUAUCCAAGUUCCUGUUGACUAGGAAGAUCCGCGAUGAACUUGUCUAUGUUCGGGGGAAAGUAGAUUCUAUGAAAGCGGAUCUGAUGCUUCAAAUGCAAGUUCUGACCAUUACGACAUUUACCUCCUAUCAUCGGCAAAAUAAUGUUACAGGUGGGAAAGAGGAUAAUAAUUUUCUUAGAAUAACAGACCAAGACCACUCCGAGCAAUCCAAAGACACGAACACUGAGAUUGAGGAGAGUUGUGAAACAGAGCUCGAAGGAUCAGAGUCAGACACGGUUUCUUCCGAGGGACAACAUAAUUAUAGUGUGGUAAAUGAGCCCGAACUACUCAAAAGACCGCUAAGUAGCUCUCUCGGGCUGGGUAGAUUUCUUAAAAAGAAGAUUCCAACAAUAUUUGGACUCCAAAAACCUUCAAUUGAGUUCAAAUGCGACGAAUUGAAGCGGGCAACAAAGGGGUUUACAAAAGAUUCCAACAAUAUAGAAUCAAUAAUGUUGGUGAAGGAGAUCCAAACAUUUCCAAUUGAGUUCAAAAGCGACGAAUUGAAGAGGGCAACAAAAGGGUUUACGAAACAAAUAGGCGAAGGUGGUUUUGGGAGAGUUUAUUAUGGAAUUCUGUCUGAUGGAAAACGAGUUGCAAUAAAGAAGUCGAGCAUAGAAAGUCGUCAAGGCAAAAUAGAGUGGAUGAACGAGCUGACGACUCUAUCAAAGCUAUGCCAUCGAAACAUCAUAGAGUUGGUGGGUUACUGCUCUGAAGAAGAUGGGAUGUUAGUCUACGAUUACCUCCCACGAACCCUGUCAAGCGUGAUUUUUGGAGAAAAUGAGAUGAUUAUGGACUGGCCAAAAAGACUCAAGAUUAUAUUGGACAUAAUAAGGGGACUCGCAUAUCUUCACGAGGGUGCAGAUGCGUGUAUAGUGCACAGAGACGUUAAACCCAGUAACAUUCUUCUGGAUGAAAAUUUCAAUGCCAAGAUUUCUGAUUUUGGUUUAGCUCGAGUAAUGAGAUCGGAUCACGUCCAAUAUGUCAACAUGGAGGUUUAUGAAAAUGGCUUGUUGUUUCUAAAGGAUGCAACUAAUUUUAUUAGCCAUGAAUCAACCCGUGUUGCUGGAACACUGGGUUAUAUGGCUCCUGAGUAUGCUCUUCGUGGUCGUCUAAGUACGAAAUCAGACGUUUACAGCUUUGGAGUCACGCUGUUAGAAAUCGCCUCUGGCAGAAAAAUUAUUGAUACCACAUUCGAUGGCCGGAUGCUCGUCGAGCAUGCGUGGAGGUUAUAUGAAAAGGAUCGGCUUCAUGAGCUAAUCGACCCUCGAUUGCUCAGCACCGACGGUUUAAUUUAUUCAAGCAGCGUGUCAAGAACAGUUAAGAUAGGUCUUUGCUGCACUCAUUGUGACUACGCAAGACGCCCAUCGGUGUCACGAGUGUUAGCAAUGCUUUUAUCAGAAGAAAAGAUUCCAAAUCUCAGCUGAGAAGAUGCACCCUUUUCAGAUUUAAGCAUGAGUCACUCAACUAUGCUGAGUGGUGAGUCUGUGGAUUCGAGUUACGUGAGAGGUGAGAGUUUUCACACAGAUAUGCUGAACGAGGAGAGUUGUGAAUAUUGAAGAGCCAGACACAGAAAACGUUACUCGCAUCUUUUAAGAAAUUUAGGUUACGUUUUCAUUUCAAUUUAAAUUUCAAUAAAUUUAUUCUUCUACAAUUCAGUCUUCUCGAAGUUAUAGAAGAAUGUAAGAAAGACCAACAUCUAUUUUGCGUGUAACAAUCAAAGUUUAAUUAAAUUUAUAAACAAUUUAAUUU
Molecule: messenger RNA, 3307 nt
Organism: Cryptomeria japonica (Japanese cedar)
Lineage: Eukaryota; Viridiplantae; Streptophyta; Pinopsida; Cupressales; Cupressaceae
Product: cysteine-rich receptor-like protein kinase 6
Exons: 10
Coding region: 982-2982 (666 amino acids)
Biological process (GO): protein phosphorylation; cell surface receptor signaling pathway
Molecular function (GO): protein kinase activity; ATP binding
Source: RefSeq, a predicted model, not a curated record